UGAAUUGGGGGAAUCAGAAUCUUAGGGACCUGUAAGGCAGCCGAGUUAUGCAGUCAUCAAAUGCACAGAUUGCGGCAUCAGUUGACGAGUCCCUACUUUGUUCUUGAGUUUUACAAUUCGGAAUAUUACCAGAAUGGGCCAAAUUCACAACACCAUUUUUGUCUUGGCAGGCAUCAUUGGUCCGACUCUUACUACCCAGGCAAGAAAUAGUCCGCUCACACAGCCUUACACCUUACGCCUUAUGGUGGCCUACCCAGUCUAGGCUGUGUCAUCGAUACCAAUUCAGCCCCCGUCCAUUUCAACAGUGAAUUAGUCAUGGGAGUGUCAAUAUAUAUAUAUCACAACAUACAUCUUAAUUCGAUCCAUAUUGCGAGUCUUAUCUUUUCACCGCCAGAUUACCUGAUUAUCUACCUAGAUUACGGAUAUAUAAGUCGAGCAACCCCUAUCCCACCGUCACAAUGUGCGGAAACUGUCACCACACCACCGCGGCCUCCUUCUCGUCAGCCCUUGCGAUAACCAACCCGGAACUCAUCUGGGUACAUCAACAAGAGCAAAAAAGGCGAGCUGGAUUAUAUCACAACUAUCACAAGCAAUCACAAUCACAGCCAUCAAACGUCAUGUCUUCAUCAGCCUCGACGUAUUCCGAAUCUACGACAUACUCGUACGAUAAGGAGAAAAGCCAAGGUGAUACGAAGCAGAAGCGAUCGAUGAAGCAGCGAAUCAAGGAGACCUUCAAGGAGAUGGGUAGCCCACCUACUUCGAAAUACGACCGAGACCAUGGCCUAGCGACCAAGGACCAUGCUACCGAGCAUGGUCCCAUGAGUUCGAGUCCCCUGAGUAGGACGUAAGCGGGUAGUAGCGGCAGGGCCUUUCCUCUUUUCGAUUUGUUUUGAAUACGCCAAAUCUUGUUUUAUGUUGGGGUCAAGUUAGCAUGCAGAGUCAACGGAAUAUGGUCCGAAAGAGCGGAAUGGUGCCGUUUGGUAGGAUUUCCAGAAUCCCCUAUGUGACGACUAC
This is a messenger RNA of Hypoxylon trugodes, 1014 nucleotides long. RefSeq lists its product as uncharacterized. The coding region runs from base 459 to 848 and encodes 129 amino acids. The transcript is spliced from 3 exons. NCBI's taxonomy places the organism in Eukaryota, Fungi, Ascomycota, Sordariomycetes, Xylariales, Hypoxylaceae. The record is from RefSeq and is a predicted model, not a curated record.